AUGGACAAAGAAGAUACAUCUCCCUUGAACGUAGCUAAUUCAUUGUAUGACACUAGUGUAGCAGAAGAAGCCCAGUUAGAAGCCCAGUUAUUAGCCCACAGAGAAGCCCAAGCCCAGUUUGAAGCCCAGCAGAAAGCCCAGUUAAAUACUAUAGUAGAUACCCAAUUAUUAGGUAGCACAAGUAAAACCCCAAGUCCACAAUUAGGAGUAGUCACACGUAGCAAAGUCACAGAAAGUUUUGAACAUCAGUCGUUAGAUUUUAUAUCUAAAUCACGCAAUAAAAAAAUGGCAGUAACCAUAAAAUUAGAAGACGCUUUUAAAUUAAUUCCAGUAUGCACAGGGAUAGACGAUAUUUACCAAUUUAUAAAUGCAUGUGAUAUGGCAGUAGGUUUAGUCGACGCAACUAGCGCACCAAUAUUAGUAAAAUAUAUCACUACGCGAUUAACGGGUAGAGCGUUAGAAAUGAUUAAAUAUAAAAACGUAACAAAAUGGCAAUUCAUAAAAGCAUAUUUAACAGACGCAUUCGAAGUAACAACCAAUGCAUCGACGUUACAACUUCAAUUAAAUUCGAUUAGAAUGAAUCACAAUGAGGAUGUGAACGAUUAUUGCCAUAGAGUAGAAAAACUAUAUUAUCAAUUAUGUACCGUAAGCACGUUAAACAAAGAGGCUGCAGAAGCAAAAAUUAUACAUGAAACAUUAAGGGACCAAACUCUAGCAGUAUUCAUUAAAGGAUUAGUAGAACCGAUUAGAACGAUAGUAAAAUCUCGUAAUGCUAAAACUCUUGAAAUCGCGAAACAAAUCGCUAUGUCAGAACAGGUAGAAUUAAGAUUAGAACAGGAAAAUAGGAAUCAUUAUUCGAGUAGUUAUUCGCAAAACAAUAAUCAACGUAGACCAAAUUAUGAAAAUAGGAACAACAGGAACGUAAGACCAAAUAACUUUGUAAGGCCGAAUAAUUUUGCGCAAAAUAAUAAUCCACGAGCAAACAAUUUCUCUCAACCAAUUAAUAGACCACCAAUAAAAUGUUAUAACUGCAAUGGAAAUCAUUUUGCAUCACAAUGUAGAAAUAAUUCGAGACCUAACUACGCGAGCAACGGAAAUAACAACCGUCCACCUAAUAGAAAUAAUUUUACGCAACCGCCAACAAAUUAUAAUGCACAACCAGUUACGUGUUCAUAUUGCAAUAAAAUCGGUCAUAACGUAGAUUCAUGUUACAAAAAGAGAAACGACGGAAGUAGAAAUAAUUCGGGAAACGCCAACGUGUCGAACGAGGUACGCGGUACUCGCACGAUAAACCAGAUUAUCGCGGAACAACCGACGAACGAAUAUUUCACAUAUUCGCAAAACUAG
Molecule: messenger RNA, 1347 nt
Organism: Macrosiphum euphorbiae (potato aphid)
Lineage: Eukaryota; Metazoa; Arthropoda; Insecta; Hemiptera; Aphididae
Source: the annotation of a GenBank genome assembly